Molecule: messenger RNA, 442 nt
Organism: Tricharina praecox
Lineage: Eukaryota; Fungi; Ascomycota; Pezizomycetes; Pezizales; Pyronemataceae
Exons: 2
Coding region: 29-442 (137 amino acids)
Source: RefSeq, a predicted model, not a curated record
CCCACCCCCCCCUCUUCACCAACACACGAUGCACCCGACCCUCCCCCUCCUCCGCCGCCUUCCAGUGCACGUAACCUUCUUCACGCGCGCCUCAUGCGGGCUCUGCGCAUCGGCACGCGACGUGCUCGCACAGGCAUGGGAGCGCCGACCAUUCGAGUACACCGAGGUUGACGUCAUGGCUUCCAGCAAGCGCAGCGGCGAGCGCGGUAACACGCGAUGGAAGGACGCGUAUGAGUUCGAUGUACCCGUGGUGCAUAUUCUGCCUGCUAGGGAGGUGGCGGUGGGGGUGGGGAAGGGGGUGGGGGACACAGGGGAUGGUGUGGUGGGCGAAGUCAGUGGGAAGGGGGAUACGGGUACCAGGAGGAAGCUGAUGCAUCGGUUUACGGUUGAUCAGGUCGUUAGCGUGAUGGAGGAGGUUACGGCUGUUCGCAAUGGUUAUUGA